Messenger RNA from Salvelinus fontinalis (brook trout), 537 nucleotides. Its product is annotated as NADH dehydrogenase [ubiquinone] 1 beta subcomplex subunit 2, mitochondrial-like. Lineage: Eukaryota; Metazoa; Chordata; Actinopteri; Salmoniformes; Salmonidae. The record is from RefSeq and is a predicted model, not a curated record. The transcript has 4 exons. The coding region runs from base 68 to 409 and encodes 113 amino acids. Gene Ontology annotation, cellular component: mitochondrial inner membrane.
CAUCUCGACCAAUCAUAGCGCUCGUUGUUGGUUGGUUGGACCUCUGUGUCAAGGUGGAACGACAUUUAUGAGAAAACAACACUGGGGGAACAGAGAAAAAACGAUGUCUUCUUUAGGAAGGGCCAUGGGUGUCCUUAGGGCCGGGACGCAGCUUCUUACACGUGGACCUCAGAAAAUAGUAACCCGAAAAGCUGGUGGUGGACCACACAUUGAGGCCCAGUACAGGCAAUUCCCACAGCUCACCAAGAGCCAGACGUUCCAAGCAGAGCUCCUCAGCAGUGCCAUGUGGUUCUGGAUCCUGUGGCACUGCUGGCAUGACCCAGACGCAGUGAUGGGUCACUUCCCAUGGCCUGAUGCAUCCGCAUGGACAGACCAGGAACUGGGGAUCCCAGCUGACGAUGAGGAAUGAGGUGCCCUCUACCCCCAGACCUUGUGUGUGUGUGCCCGGUCGUUACGAGUCUACCUGGUGGUCACAACGGUGUCCGGAGAGGCUUCGUUGUACAUAGACAAAUAAAUAAAAAUCUAUUUAUUCUGAAA